Molecule: messenger RNA, 1675 nt
Organism: Raphanus sativus (radish)
Lineage: Eukaryota; Viridiplantae; Streptophyta; Magnoliopsida; Brassicales; Brassicaceae
Product: probable receptor-like protein kinase At1g80640
Biological process (GO): protein phosphorylation
Molecular function (GO): protein kinase activity; ATP binding
Source: RefSeq, a predicted model, not a curated record
CGCACUCUUUUUUUUUUUUUUUGGGUUUGGUUUCAGCUUUUUCCACCUUUUGAUAACUGCCACAUGAAAGACCAAACCAAUACAUUGUCCUUUCUCUGUUUCCCAACGCCAUCAGUGUCUCUCUCUCUUGUCUCCAUCUUCAGACAAGAUAAUCUCAAGAUUUUCUCCCCAUCUUCCAUUAAAAGAACUCAAAAAGAAGGAAGGAAGCUUCAUAGUUCCAUUACCUCUCUCUCUCUCUCUCUCUCUCUCUUUCUCUCUCUGCAUGUUUGUGAAACACCAAACAAGAAUGUGUCUCCUUCGUCAUCUGCUCUUGCCCAUUUGUCUUCUUGGCUUCUCCUUCUUCUCCGUUGUUUUGGUCUCUGCUACUCCCCAAGAAAUCCCUAUCUCUCAAGCUUCUCCUAGAACCGGAGGAGCUCAAUCCCCAGGACCUCCCAUUGUUAAAGUGGUGAUUCGCCAAGACCUGAACAAGAAGAUUCUAAUCGCUCUUAUAGUCUCAUCAACACUCCUCUGUUUCACAGUCUUGCUGCUUCUCUACCUCUUGCUAUGGAGGUACAGAAGUAUGAAUAACAGCUUCAAUGGUAUCAAGGGAAAAUCUGAUUCUGUGAAGACUAGUAGUGUAUCCACAAAACCGACUGUACACAAGGUUGAGUCUGUCACCAAAGGAACCAUCCCUGUCUAUGAAUACCAGCUGCUGGAGUCUGGAACAAACAAGUUCAGCGAUGGUAAUGUGUUGAGCAGAGGUGGUCGUGGAUGUCUUUAUAGCGCUUGUCUUGAUGGAAAGUCUUAUGUCACCGUGAAGAAGCUUGAUGGUGGUGGAGAGACCGACAUUGAAAAACAGUUUGAGAAUGAGGUAGAUUGGUUGGCUAAGAUCAAGCAUCAGAACAUAGUCUCCCUUUUGGGGUUUAGCGUGUACCGCCAAACGAGAUGCAUUGUGUAUGAGAUGAUGCAGAAUGGUUCUUUGGAGAGUCAGCUGCAUGGGCCUAGUCAAGGUGCAGGUUUAACUUGGCAGCUUAGGAUGAAAAUUGCGGUUGAUAUUGCACGAGGAUUAGAGUAUCUUCAUGAGCAUUGCCAUCCUCCGGUAGUUCACAGAGAUUUGAAAUCGUCUAACAUCCUUCUUGACUCUGAUUUCAACGCAAAGAUAUCAGAUUUUGGGUAUGCCACAGUGUUGAUGACUCAGAACAAAAAUCUGAACAGACCUUCAGAGUAUCUUCUUGAUGGCAAAGUAACAGACAAGAAUGAUGUAUACUCAUUUGGGGUGAUUCUCCUACAACUUCUCCUAGGGAAGAGAUCAGUGGAGAAACCAUCAACUGAACCAGAAUCUGUUGUCACUUGGGCUGUACCAAAGCUGAGUGACAGAGCAAAUCUUCCAAACAUAUUGGACCCUGCAAUCAAAGGAACAAUGGAUUUGAAGCAUCUUUAUCAGGUAGCAGCGGUGGCAGUGUUGUGUGUGCAGCCAGAGCCAAGUUACAGACCGCUAAUAACCGAUGUGUUGCACUCACUCAUCCCUCUUCUACCACUAGAACUCGGCGGAUCAUUGCGAAUUUUAUGAAACCCCACAUUUUCAUUUCCUUAUUUGUAAUCUUUUUACAUUUUGAAAAAUUGAAUCUUUGUUGGUUCUUUCGUUGUGCAAAUUCCACUUUUAUCUGUUUUAUUUUUAAUCGUUGGUCAAGUACAA